CCGCGUCGCAGCCCCAGCCCUGGAUUCCUAGCGGGAGCUGGAGUCCCAGCGGUGGCCCGCUCGCGGCAGGGCCGAGACCGGAGCUAGGAGCCGGAGACAGAACCUUGGCUGAGGCGGCUACGUCUCUACGAGGUGACAGCCCAGCGACGCCUUGCCCUGACCCCCGCCCGCGGAUAGGGAUGGAUGGGACAGAAGGCAAUGCCGGACAGCCCGGACCCGCAGAGCGGUCCCAUCGAAGCAGCGUGUCCUCCGUGGGAGCCCGAGCAGCUGACGUGCUGGUAUACCUGGCGGAUGACACAGUGGUGCCCCUGGCUGUGGAGAACCUGCCCUCACUCAGUGCCCAUGAGCUGCACCGCGCAGUCCGUGAGGUCCUGCAGCUCCCAGAUAUUGCUCUGGAUGCCUUUGCACUCUGGCUCGUCUCUCCUCUGCUGGAAGUACAGCUGAAGCCCAAGCACCUGCCCUACAAGCUGGGCCGCCAGUGGCCAGAGCUGCUGUUGCGCUUCACCGACGCGCCGGAUGACGAUGUGGCCAUGGAUGAGCCUUCCCUGCAGUUCCGAAGGAAUGUGUUCUUCCCAAAGCGGCGGGAGCACCAGAUCCAGGAUGAGGAGGUCCUGCGGCUACUCUAUGAAGAGGCCAAGGGCAAUGUGUUGGCCUCACGGUACCCCUGUGACAUGGAGGACUGUGAGGCACUGGGUGCCCUCGUGUGCCGUGUACAGCUUGGGCCAUACCAGUCUGGCCAGCCUGCGGCCUGCACUGUGAGGGAGAAGCUGGACUCCUUCCUCCCUGCCCACCUCUGUAAGCGGGGCCACGGGCUCUUUGCUGCUUUCCGAGGCCGUGGAGCCAAGGCUGGGCCAGGGGAGCAGGGCCUGCUGAAUGCCUACCGCCAGGUAAAGGAAGUGGUUGGCGACAACAGUGGGCAUGAGGCCACGCUGGGCACACACUACCGUGCCUACCUCCUCAAGUGCCAUGAACUGCCCUUCUACGGGUGUGCCUUCUUCCACGGCGAGGUUGACAAGCCAGCCCAGGGUUUUUUGCACCGAGGUGGGCGCAAGCCUGUAGCCGUGGCCAUCAGUCUGGAGGGCGUGCAUGUCAUCGACAACAGGGAGAAGCACGUCCUGCUAGGCCUGCGUUUCCAGGAGCUAUCAUGGGACCACACCUCCCCUGAGGAGGAGGAGCCUGUCUUGUGGCUGGAAUUCGAUGGAGACAGUGAAGGCACACCUGUCAACAAGCUCCUCAGGAUCUACUCCAAGCAGGCUGAACUGAUGAGUAGCCUCAUCGAGUACUGCAUUGAGCUAAACCAGGCCGCAGAGGCCACCGCCCACCAGGAGAGCAUGUCUGGGCCCCUGUCGGCUCCCACCUCCUCGCCAUCCCUGACUCAGCGCCCCAAGCUGCGGAGGCAGGGCAGUGUGGUAUGCAGCCGCAUCCAGCAUCUCUCCACCAUCGACUACGUGGAAGACGGCAAGGGGAUCAAGCGGGUGAAACCAAAGCGCACCACAUCAUUCUUCAGCCGGCAGCUCUCCAUGGGCCAGGGGAGCUACACUGUGGUACAGCCCACCGACAGCCUGGAGCAGGGCUGAAGGCAGCAGAACCAGGCAAGAGAGCACAUGGGGGAGACCCUCAGUACUCAGGGUCUGCAGGUAUUUCAGACCAUGCAAAAGGAACUUCUGUGCCUGGGACCAUGCCUGGGUUGUGCAGAGCUGCCUGCCGCUCUCUUGACCUCCCUCCGGCUCUCCUUUCCCCUAGACUCUGGGCCCAGCUAUCUCAGAGACAUCUGGUCAGGCCCCAGCUGGCUUUUCCCACCCAGAGACUCGCCUUUAUGCCCAUUUCAAAAUGGACAGUGUCCCCUGCUCUGAAGUUCCUAUUGGCAACUCUGAUGGCAGGUGGCUAAGGGUUAUCGCUUGGGACCCUCAGUCCCAGUGUGUGCCUUUGGCCUUUCCCCUAGACUUCGGUGACACCUCCCCACCUUCCUUCUGCUGGCAUUUCACCACCAAUGCCAGGGUGGGCAGCUGCUCUGAGGAGGGAAGGAGGGGGCCUCCCUGUACCUUCCUGGAGGGGACAGAGCCUAACAGGGUCCCGUAGGUUGGUGGGGAGGGCCCUGUGCCACUUACUACAGUCUCCCUUACAGGCAUAAGACACUCUGGCAAGAAAGAAGGUGCCUUUUUGUUAGCCUUGGUGAAGUCACUGUGCUGGGACAUGGCUGUCCUGUGAUAAGAGGCCCACCAGACCCACACUCAAACUCUUCGAAAAGCUCCCCAAACCCCCUGGGUACUGUCCUGGGCCCAGGGACUCUCAGCAGAUGAGUGAAACCUGCCCUUUCUCCCAGUGUCCUGAGUCUUCAGAUUUUAGUUUUGGUUUUUGUUCAUCUGCUUUGGUUCUAUGAAAUCUGUGAACUUGUGGCUUGGCACCUAUGGGUAGGCGCCAGCCACAUACACCUAAGGUGGCAGGUUCGAAUCCAG
Otolemur garnettii (small-eared galago) is the source of this 2456-nucleotide messenger RNA. RefSeq names its product FERM domain containing 8 (gene FRMD8). Lineage: Eukaryota; Metazoa; Chordata; Mammalia; Primates; Galagidae. The coding region runs from base 180 to 1577 and encodes 465 amino acids. Gene Ontology annotation, biological process: negative regulation of canonical Wnt signaling pathway. The transcript has 11 exons. Gene Ontology annotation, cellular component: plasma membrane; cytoskeleton. The record is from RefSeq and is a predicted model, not a curated record.